Messenger RNA from Trichoplusia ni (cabbage looper), 2345 nucleotides. Its product is annotated as zinc finger protein 3-like. Lineage: Eukaryota; Metazoa; Arthropoda; Insecta; Lepidoptera; Noctuidae. Bases 614 to 2173 code for a protein of 519 amino acids. The record is from RefSeq and is a predicted model, not a curated record. Gene Ontology annotation, molecular function: RNA polymerase II cis-regulatory region sequence-specific DNA binding; zinc ion binding; DNA-binding transcription factor activity. Gene Ontology annotation, biological process: regulation of transcription by RNA polymerase II. The transcript has 10 exons. Gene Ontology annotation, cellular component: nucleus.
UAAAAAAAACACUCCAGCAGUUCUUGAGCUAUGAUGUCAAAGACAGGCCUUAUGACACCUUUAUAUUUGCUCGGGGGAAAAAAAAUAAAAUACUUAAGGACUUAUAGACACUCUCAAGAAUUGUGUUGCUCAGCAUUGACCAGCACACAAAAAAAAGAAACAAAAUGUAUAUACUUUCUUUGUUUAUUGAUUGAUUGACCUAUUUUAACACUAAAUAGCUAUUUACACCUAAAUGUAGUCUAACAAUGUCAAAAAUAACUUCAAGAACUUCUAACAUAAAGUUAGCAGCACAUCGGGAAACUUCUCAAUGUUGUGAAUAUUAGCAAUUUAACUGAAGUAAGUUAACUUUACAAACAUUGUGUUCAUUAAUCAAAAGUUUGGCGCAGCGCCUCACAUCCUCCAACUCCGCCUCCGCCCACCCCUGCUCCUUUACAAACAUAUCUAUACAACAUAGAUUUUCUGUUUUAGGUCUUUCACAAUUCUGCUAUUUUACUUGGCAACCCAAGAAUGGAAAAGGUCAAUAUUUGACAAAUGGCUGAGCUAUCUGGCUAUCUGUCACUUUCCUGUGGAAUAAACAUCACACAUAGAUCGUUUAUUUACUUUUUAAAAUAUAAUGGAUGAAAUCUGUCGAUUAUGUUGUUCUACAAAGUUUGUAAAUAAUAGUAUAUUUGAUGAGGAAAAUGCCCUAUAUCUUAAAAUGUCGUUAUAUUUACCGAUAAAGGUAUUUAAGAAUGAUCGUCUCCCGCAGAAGGUCUGUGACAAAUGCAGCUGUAAAGUGAACGACUUUUAUCAGUUUUGUAACGAAACUAUCGAAGUUCAAAACAGAUUACGUGGUGUCCUGCUCUCUUCAGAGAGCUAUGCAGAUGAGUCUGUAGAUCUCACACUUGUAAAGCAGUGCGAGUCCCCUCCCCCCGGCAACACAUACACAGCUCACUGUGAGAGAAGCACGCAGACAGACAGCCCCCAUACCACCUAUGACAGUUAUGUUGUCACACAAAUCAAAGAGGAACCUAAUGUUCCACUGUCACCCGUCAAGAAAGAGGAAGAAAACCAUAACAGUAUAGACUCUGAUCACUUUGAUGAGCAGUCCUCAGACAGUGAAGACGUAUCAUUAAUUAAUUUAAAAAAGAAAAAGAGUAAAAAGGCUGGAGUGAAUGGAGUCAGUACUGAGAAGCGAGGUCGGAAGAAAAAGGAUGACAUAAAAGACUUGGAGGUGCUGAUGAAGUCCCUGCCGGAAGCCACUCUCAGCCUGGUGAGCAAGGAGCAGGUGUCAGACACACUCAGCACCAUCAAGGAGGAGCUAGAGGAGCCCGGGCUGCUGCAGGAGAUGGACACCUUCCACUGCUGCGUGUGCUUCAUAACAUGCUACAGGCGGAGUGAUAUGUUGAAGCAUUACAGACAGCACGCGGCGGAGUCCCCGGGCGAGGCGCCGCCGCAGCCGCCGCCGCCCGCCGCCGGCCCGCUGCGCUGCUCGCGCUGCCAGAAGGGCGUGUCGCAGUCGGAGUGGGCGAGUCACUGGGCGCGACACUGGGCGCGGGACCGGCGCCCCUACCGCUGCGCGCUCUGCGAGAAGACCUUCCGCGACCCGCGACAGAUACUCAAGCACGCGACGACGCACAACUUCGAGGAGGGCGUGAGCUCGGAGCCGGCCAACAAGCGCUUCGUGUGUGACCUGUGUCCCGAGGGGUUCGUGUACAUGCGGUCGCUGCUGUCGCACCGCACCCGCUCGCACCCGGAGGCGGCGGGUCGCGCCCUCUCGCUCCGCUGCGGGCUGUGCGCGCGCCAGUUCUCGCACGUCAACUCGCUGCGGCGGCACCUGCGCUCGCACUCGGGCGAGAGGAACUUCCUCUGCAACGUCUGCGGGAAGGCGCUCUCCUCGCGCGAGCAUCUCAAGUUCCACAUCCGCAUCCACACCGGCUACAAGCCCAACGUCUGCAAGACGUGCGGCAAGGGCUUCGUGAAGAAGUGCAACCUGACGCUGCACGAGCGCGUGCACUCGGGGGAGAAGCCUCACGUGUGCUCGCACUGCGGGAAGGCCUUCAGCCAGCGGUCCACGCUCGUCAUACACGAACGCUACCACAGCGGCGCGCGGCCCUACUCGUGCGGCCUGUGCGGGCGCGGCUUCGUGGCCAAGGGACUGCUCUCCAUGCAUCUCAAGACCACCUGCAUCUAGCCAGCACACUGCCACUGCGAUGUCCAGGUGUGUCUGCACAGCGGAGCCGCGCGGCCAGACUGAUGUAUGUAGUGUGUACAUACCGCGCACAUGUGUGUGUACACCAACACACCGACUUGUGAUAUGUAGUCUAAUCCUGUUAUAUGUUCCUGCCCGUACAUGCACUCGUUAU